Medicago truncatula (barrel medic) is the source of this 2385-nucleotide messenger RNA. RefSeq names its product ankyrin repeat domain-containing protein 2B. The coding region runs from base 980 to 2143 and encodes 387 amino acids. Lineage: Eukaryota; Viridiplantae; Streptophyta; Magnoliopsida; Fabales; Fabaceae. The record is from RefSeq and is a predicted model, not a curated record. The transcript is spliced from 9 exons.
GGGUUUCACCUAGAAAAUUAGGUAAACCUUAACAGAUUAUGCGUUGUAGGCAUGAGGAUUGAUAGACCCUUAUGGGUAUUCAUGAGUCCUCGUGUAAGGUUCACAAGACAAGUAAAGAUUAAAAAAAAAAAAAAUCCUUGGAGCCUUGUGGAAUUUUGAAUGUUAUGGUACUGUCAACAAUGUUCAUGUCUGAUUCAUUACAAAAACAGUCUCUCUGAAUAACAAUGUUAUGUUAUUGUGAUUGUUGAAUCUGAUUCUUCAAUUUAUAACACAAAAAUCAAAGUAAAAAUGUAGGUGUGAGUUGUGAUGAACGUGUCAUUGUGAUGUUAUAAGAGAAAAUUUUGAAAUAUUAGUGUUUCAUUUAUGAUUGUAAUUUUAGUUAAAUUACUACUAAGGUACAAUAUUAAAGAAGGGUAUAUCUUAGUUUGUUCCAUGUUGGUUGUUGCUUGGAGGAGUUAUCUAGUUUUGCUUUUACUAUUUGAGAAGAAUGAUUUUGAUUUAUUUGUACUCUGUGAGUAGCUACUUUGGCAGCCAAGUACUAUUCUAGCUAUUUCAUGCUUUUUACUCCUUUCUUGAGUUCUAGAAUUCUAAGAUAUUCAUUGCUAUUGAGUCAAAAUAAAAUGCUACUAAAAGGCCAGAAUUGUAGACUUAUACGUAUGACUAAUUGUUGUUAUAAAAUUCAUAGAAGUCAAUCUAACUUCUUUUCUAAUCACUAUUGAAACAAACAUAGCCAUUAAGACGAUGGGGACUUUUUAACCCUCACAAGGUUUUCGUUUCACUUUCUCUGUAAAACUCUUCCUUAUCGCUCUUCUAGAUCCAGGUUUCAUCUUCUUCAUUCUUUGUCUUAAUUCCUCUUUUUCUUAAUUUCGUUCUUUAAAAUUGAAGGGUUUACAAUCUCAUUUCUCUUCCUCGCCAUCGAUUUGAAUACGUAAAUUUAUCGUAUAACCUAGAAUUUGUUUUUUACUAGAUUUCUUCAAUCAUGGCUUCCAAUUCGCAAAAGGAUUUUCCUGUUGAUGAUCAGCAGAGAACAAAAAUUCCAAAUAAGAAUUGUAAAAGAAAAAAUAAAAAAUCCAAAAUUAAAUCAUUCACCACAGCAACUCGUGCACGUGGGACUGGUUUUCCAAUCAACCCUUUUAAUUUCUCAUCUCUUCUCUAUGAUACAAAUAUCAAGAAAUUGGCUGAACAAGCAGAAAAAUAUCCAUCAUUCAAUCAGAUGGCUCAACAGGAUGGUCUCCUUAAAUCUCAUAAACAGAAGACUUUUUCAAUCAUGAGCAGGAUCAAUAAGAGUCGUGAUUUAUGGACCUUGGCUGAGCGCCUGAGUGAUGCAUUGGUGCAGGACCCAUCAACGUCUUCCAUGCUUGAAAUUUACGUCAAACUAUCAUUUGAAGGCCGCCGUAAACAGGGAAAAGCACAAGUUGACAGAGAUCCAUGUUUGAAACUUAUUUUAGAUGAGAUAGAGAAUGGUGGUCCUGCUGUACUGAUGAGAUACUGGAAUGAUGAGUGGGUUUUGAAGAUGUUUGGACUAGUCAUGGGCAUUUCUCUAGGUCCAGACUCUGGAGAUGCAGUUUAUCAUGAAAAUUCUGGGUCAUUUGUUCAUCAUACUGCUAUUAUUGGCAACGUCAAGUUGUGCUGUCAGAAUUUGAAGGAACUAGCCAGCAACCGAGUGUCUCCCCAAUCGUCAUCAAAGUACAAAUGCAAACAAACAGAAAGAACACAGGAAACACAGGAAGAGCAUUCUUUGGCUGUAUUGAUGCUCAAACUCAAUCUAGUGGACCUUCUCUUUAGACGUGCACCUUGUAUCCCUCAUCUUUAUUAUUGGUGCGGCUAUGUGAGGACUCAUUCUGGCGGCUGUUCAAGGGUUAAAUCUUCAGCUUCUACCCACAACCUACCUGAUCAAGAAACCCAGCUGGGGGCUGGGAAAGAAGGGUUGCUUACUAUCCUGGCUAGAGUUACCAGUGAGACUCCUUCCGUUCGAUUCGCACAAGAAUUUGCUCUAGUUCUCUUUUUGUAUCAUUGCCUUUGCACCAUGCCUUGUGAACAGUGUGAUGCAGUACUCAAGCAGGCGGUCGAGGCAGCGAUCGAGGCAGCGAGAUACCAGAUAGAUAAUCCACAAUUGGAUAGAGAAAGUUCAGGGGUUGAGUGAGAUCAAGGGUGUCAGAACUCAGAAUAGUCAAUUGAUGGGUCAUUUUGCCAAUGCUCUUUACAUUGGAGCCCCCACCUUGAACCCCGUCAAUACAUUUUUAAAAAUUUACAUUGAUAAGUUGUUGAAAAAUUAUUAAAAAGACGUAUUUAAAUAUGUGAACUUAAAAAGAUAGAGACAAUUGUAUGCAUAAACAAAUUGUCAAGAAGUUACUUAUUUUAUAAUCUAUUUUGAAAUGUUUAACA